This is a messenger RNA of Populus euphratica (Euphrates poplar), 3129 nucleotides long. RefSeq names its product nuclear poly(A) polymerase 4. The record is from RefSeq and is a predicted model, not a curated record. The coding region runs from base 258 to 2657 and encodes 799 amino acids. Gene Ontology annotation, biological process: RNA 3'-end processing. Lineage: Eukaryota; Viridiplantae; Streptophyta; Magnoliopsida; Malpighiales; Salicaceae. Gene Ontology annotation, molecular function: RNA binding; poly(A) RNA polymerase activity. Gene Ontology annotation, cellular component: nucleus. The transcript has 13 exons.
CAAACACCCCCUUAGCCCACCGAUCCCUCCUCCUUUCUCCCCACCCUCCCCCCUCUCUCUCCAGAUCUUUCCUCUCUCUCUCAAUUUUUAUAGCCGACUUUUCUUCACAUCUUAAACAAUCCUCAGUUUUUUAUCAACUUCAAAUUAGGGUUUUUUAAUAAAAAAUAAAAAAAUUCUUAUCGACCUGUUAAUCUUCUCCUUAUUUCAAUCUUGUUAUUUUAUUUUAUUUUAUUUUAUUUUUUCAUAGGAAAAUCGGAAUGGUGGGUUCUCAGAGUUCAAAUGGUACGGCGGCGAAGAGGUACGGAAUCACGAAACCCAUAUCCGUCGCGGGUCCCACUGAACCUGAUCUCCAUCGAAAUGCCGAAUUAGAGAAGUUUUUGGUUGACUCGGGCUUAAACGAGAGCAAAGAUGAAACUAUUAAGAGAGAAGAGGUUCUAGGCCGUAUCGAUCAGAUUGUGAAAGAUUGGGUCAAGCAAUUGACGCGUCAAAGGGGAUAUACUGAUCAGAUGGUAGAGGAAGCCAAUGCUGUUAUUUUUACUUUUGGGUCUUACCGUCUUGGGGUGCAUGGUCCUGGGGCUGACAUAGACACCUUGUGCGUUGGGCCUUCUUACGUGAAUCGAGAGGAAGAUUUCUUUAUUACCUUGCAUGAUAAACUGGCUGAAAUGGAAGAAGUUACUGAACUUCAGCCAGUUCCAGAUGCUCAUGUCCCAGUUAUGAAGUUUAAAUUCCAGGGAAUAUCAAUUGACCUUCUCUAUGCAAGUAUAUCCCUUUUGGUUGUUCCAGAAGACCUGGACAUCUCCAAUGGGUCUGUGCUCUAUGAAGUUGAUGAGCAAACUGUUCGAAGUCUAAAUGGGUGCAGGGUUGCUGAUCAAAUUCUUAAACUUGUUCCAAAUGUCGAGCACUUUCGGACAACACUCAGAUGUCUGAAGUUCUGGGCUAAAAGGCGUGGUGUUUAUUCAAAUGUCACUGGUUUCCUUGGUGGAGUAAACUGGGCUCUUCUAGUUGCUCGAGUGUGCCAGCUUUAUCCUAAUGCAAUUCCUAGUAUGCUAGUCUCUCGGUUCUUCAGAGUCUAUACACAAUGGCGUUGGCCGAAUCCUGUGAUGCUAUGCUCAAUAGAAGAAGAUGCGCUUGGGUUUCCUGUGUGGGAUCCUCGCAAAAAUCCUCGAGACCGGUUUCAUCAUAUGCCAAUAAUAACUCCUGCAUAUCCUUGCAUGAAUUCUAGCUACAAUGUGUCUACAAGUACUCUUCGUGUUAUGACAGAGCAAUUCCAAAGUGGUAACAGGAUAUGUGAGGAGAUUGAACUGAACAAGGCACAGUGGAGUGCUCUUUUUGAGCCUUAUCUUUUCUUUGAGGCAUACAAAAAUUACCUGCAAGUUGACAUAGUUGCAGCUGUUGCUGCUGAUUUGCUAGCGUGGAAAGGCUGGGUAGAGUCUCGGCUUAGACAACUUACCUUGAAGAUAGAGCGGGAUACCAAUGGGAUGCUGCAGUGCCAUCCUUAUCCAAAUGAGUAUAUAGAUGCAUCCAAGCAAUGCCCACAUUGUGCUUUCUUCAUGGGCUUGCAGAGGAAAGAGGGAGUGACCAGUCAGGAGGGCCAGCAAUUUGAUAUCCGGGGAACUGUUGAUGAGUUUAGGCAAGAAAUAAACAUGUACAUGUUUUGGAAACCAGGGAUGGAAAUAUAUGUCUCUCAUGUUCGUAGAAGGCAGCUUCCAGGCUUUGUUUUCCCUGAUGGGUACAAGCGAUCUCGAUCAUCACGGCAUGUUAACCAGCACACUAGCAAAACUGGUGAAGAUGUUGCAAGAUCUCAGUCUGGGUCUGCUGAGAGACCUGUUAAGCGGAAAAAUGAUUGUGAAAUGGAGGAUUUGAAGCCAGAGAAACGGGCUUUAAAUAGUCCAAUAAGACCUCAGUCUGUUUCUCCUUCCAGUAGUGUUAGUAGGUCUGGUGUGACAUCUCUGGCUAGUUCCUGUGAAGGUGUUAAAUUAGGGUGUUCAACAAUUGACAUUGGUAGCAACUGCAAAGAUGUUGCUAGCAACUCUGAGGUUAGGUCAUCUAGUGGGCAGUUGGAGAGUGAAAAAGAUGGUUUGGGCGAUGCCAUGCAGCUUGGUGAAACUGUCUAUCAGGAUUCGCCAUUAAAUAGACAGAUCUCUAUGGAUGUACAUGAUUCAAAGAUAGUUAGGAAUGAGCUAGAACCAGCUAAUAAUAUGAAUGGAAUAGAGCCAAUGGAACAAAAUUUUGAAACUGGGGAAAAACAUGAGACUGGUGUAAAUGACAAAAUUGCAGGUUUGGGUUCAAACAUAAUGGAGAGUGGAUCUUCCAGAAAACUGUUAAAUUGGGUAGCGGGCACUAGUCAAGCCGUGGAGGUUGACCAAGAGCUUGUCAAACCAUGUUGUCAGACAGCUGUUGUAGAAUAUGCUGACAGCGUUAUAAAGUCACAUUCUGGCACUCAGAACCUCAACUGUGAGGGUAAUGUAUGUGCUGUGGAUGCGGAUGUGGUUCUGGAAAAUGGAUGUUUAAACAUGAACCGAGUGUUGCAAAAAGGCUUGCCAGAGGAAUUAGAGCCGAAGACUGCAAUUGGGAAAGUUGUAAAUUCUCAAGACGGUGCUAGGUCAGAAUCCUUGCAGAAGCCAAUGAUAAGGUUGAGUUUGAAGUCAACUGCAUAAAAAUUCGGAAGGUGGAACAAUUAAAUGAGAUUACUGUUCAGAAAGGAGAGGACCAGCGAUUUGGUAAGUGAAACGUUAAUUGCUGCCAUUCGUCACGGGUUCUUGGUGUUUGGCACUAUCAUGUGGACUGGGACAGGUCAGCCACGAAUUAAAUUGUGAAUAUCUCAGUGGUUUGACCAAGUCUUGGGUGUGUUAUAUUGCUGUGGUUGGAAGAAGCAGUGAACUUGCUGGAGCAAGAAGCUGUCAGCAUUCCAGUGCUCUGAAGACCUUUUGCGCUGUUAUAGAGUUGUAUUUGUUGUUUCCUUGUGGGCGUGGGAAGGCGGGUUUCUUGUUUUUCAUGUUUAUUUGGAAUCAAUUAUACUGCAAACAGGAUCAACUCUGUGUGAUUUGUAAAGGGUUUUGUCUCUGUAUACUUGAAUUCUUGAGAUGCAAGUUCUCUAUCCAUCAACCUUUGGAAGUGGACAAAAUUUUG